UUCAGUUUGUCUUUCUCAACAACAAAUACUUAAAAGUGGGAUGUAUAAGCCAAAAUGUCUCAAUAAUCAGUUGUGUAGAAGCAGCACAGCAGUGAAGCCAAAAUUGUGAGAGCUGUCCUUACCUCUACACCUGUCUCUCCUGUCAAGGUAAGGGAUACAAGAUUGAAACCAAAAAAUGCUGUUGCAAGAACCUUUGGAGAGAACCAAGAGGUUCUUUCAGAAGACUUUGAGAUGCAUCAAAUCCCUUUUCCCAGGAGGGUGCCUGGAGGUACUUCCCAUAUUUAGCUUCGGCGAAAAGAUCAGUUCCAAAAUCCAGGACCUGCAAUAUUUCUGCAAAAAAUUGUCAAGGAAACAGAAUGGUACAGGGAAUAAGAAAGACGGCCAAAUUGCACCAACAGAGCAAAAAGAGGGAGACGUACACUGCAGUCAAAAUUCCAUGUGUGUUCCAGAUCACUGUAAAUUAAAGGCCCUGAAAGAAGAAAAGAAAGCAUGGAAAUACUCGGGAAUGAAGCAGGACAGAACCAGUUACCUGUCUGCACAGAAGUUAGCCCAAAAGAUGAAAGAAUUUGAAAUGAUGGAUGUGAAUGACGGCGAACAUGUCCUGGAUGUAGAGGAGGUGCUCCAUUACUACUCCCUGCUGACCUCCCCAGUUUAUCUCGACAUCGUUGAUCAGUUUUUCACAGAUAUGUACUUAGAGUUCAACCUUCCACAUCCAACCAAAAGCGCCAACAGCUCAAUGAGGAAACUGGGGUGCAGCAGCGUUCACAGUUCAAUGAGGAAGUUGGGCUGUGGCAGCAGCAUUCACAGCUCGAUGCGGAAAGUGGGUUCCCCCAGUGUCCACGGUUCGAUGAGAAAAGUGAGUUCACCGAGCAUCCACAGUUCAAUGCGGAAAGUGAGCACUCCCAGUGUUUACAGUUCAAUGAGGAAAAUGGAUUCAGCAAGUGUUCACAGUUCAAUGAGAAGUCUUGGGCCUCUAAAGAUAUAA
Andrographis paniculata is the source of this 985-nucleotide messenger RNA. RefSeq lists its product as uncharacterized. NCBI's taxonomy places the organism in Eukaryota, Viridiplantae, Streptophyta, Magnoliopsida, Lamiales, Acanthaceae. The record is from RefSeq and is a predicted model, not a curated record. The transcript has 2 exons. The coding region runs from base 176 to 985 and encodes 269 amino acids.